AUGACACAGGCAAUUAGCCUCCUAUCAGGUCCCCAGAAACCAGUCACUUCCAAGGACCUGUUCUACUCCACAGACGGCAAAGACUCGUUUCCAUCCCCGUCGGCGUAUUCUGCAUAUCGAAAUUCUUGGGUCCAUGUGUUUCCGGAAGCUUGUUGUCACCAAGGGACGGAAAGCAGUCUCCGAUAUUUCAAAUGGGGGAUAUCGCGGCUCAUUCUCGAAAGCGAUCCAGCCCCAGAGUUUAUUCCCAUGUUCAUACAUGGCACACAAGACAUAAUGCCGGAAGACAGAGGGUUUCCAAGAUUUUUGCCUCGCAUAGGCAACAAGAUCCGCGUUGUAAUUGGAAAGCCUACUGAUGUCGACGCUCUCUUUGGCACGGAGCGGGAAAAGUGGAGGCAACUAAUAGACCGAGGCGAUCCGGAACUUCUAACUAACAGCCCAGAGGCAGUACAGCUGAGGAUUCAGGUCGCAAAAUCGGUACGAGACGAAGUUGCAAAGUUGCGCGAAAGCAUCGGCCUGGCACCGGAGCAAGAUGACAUGGCUGGUUUGGCAGAAACUUGGUCCAAGGAACCCAACAAGCGAAAGUUCAAAAGUCCAGUUGACGGCAGUCUUGUAAAUAGAGUCUGA
Molecule: messenger RNA, 624 nt
Organism: Pochonia chlamydosporia 170
Lineage: Eukaryota; Fungi; Ascomycota; Sordariomycetes; Hypocreales; Clavicipitaceae
Exons: 1
Coding region: 1-624 (207 amino acids)
Biological process (GO): inner mitochondrial membrane organization; cardiolipin acyl-chain remodeling
Cellular component (GO): mitochondrial membrane
Molecular function (GO): 1-acylglycerophosphocholine O-acyltransferase activity
Source: RefSeq, a predicted model, not a curated record